Messenger RNA from Cotesia congregata, 1362 nucleotides. NCBI's taxonomy places the organism in Eukaryota, Metazoa, Arthropoda, Insecta, Hymenoptera, Braconidae. The record is from the annotation of a GenBank genome assembly.
AUGUUGACAGUGCAAUUUGGACAGUGCGGUAAUCAGAUUGGUGGUAAAUUAUAUUCUAAAAUAAUAGAAGACAUAAAGUCAACGCGUGGUAAUGAAUCAUCAAACCAUGAGUACGCUGAGAAUUCGACAGCCAAGUGGUUCCAAGGAACAUCAAAGUCGGGGAGUAUGUAUGCACGAGCUGUGUUAGUAGACACUGAAAAAAAAGUGAUAAACAAAAUAUUGAAGCAGAAAGAAGACAAGUGGUGCUACCGAGCCAGUAAUAUUGUAAGUACCGACUAUUCUUCAGGUUCUGCUAAUAAUUGGGCCUACGGGUUCGUGAAAAAGGGCCCUGAGUUCGAAGAGUCUGUUCACGAUGCCGUCAGGUACGAGUUGGAGCUCUCGGAUACAGUUGACAGUUUUCUGUGUCUGUCUGGCUGCGCUGGAGGCACUGGAUCCGGGCUGGGGAGUUUCAUCAUCCAGUCGUUGAGAGACGAGUACCCGAAGAAGAGUAUCCUGUCGACUUUGUUGCUGCCGUUUGGAUCUGGAGAGAUAGCUACGCAGAAUUACAACAUUCUGUUGAGCCUGGCUAAAAUAAUUGACAGCGCUGACAUGGUGGUGGUCAUGGAAAAUGACAAGUUGCAUGAUGAAGCUGUCAAGUUUGGUAAUUUAAAGUCGCAUGUUAGCUUCCCAAAUGACAUCAACGAGGUUGCGUGUCAAAAGCUCCUGUCAGUGUUACAAGCAGCCAAUGACGUGGACAAUAACUCGCUGAAUGAUCUGGAGCACAUGGUGUCCAAACUCGUACCGCAUCCAGCUUACAAGUUCACCAGCAUUGAAACAGUUCCGCUGGUCUUGCCGAGCAACACUAGUUUGUUGGAAAAAUCUUGGAGUGUUCAGAAGGAUUCUUCUAUUAAUUCUAUUAAUUGGCAGGCGCAGUUUAAAUAUUUGAGGCGCAAUUUACUGUCGGGGAAUUUAAACCAAAGACGUUCUUUGGCAAAUAUUUUGAUUACUAGAGGAGUUAAUAGUGACAAGGUAAAGAAGAAUAAUAAGUUGGUGUGUCAUCAGCUUGAUGAUCCGUAUAACUGCGACGAGCUGAUUAAAAAUGAUAUUUAUGCUCAGCUACACUGGCUGACAGAUUAUGACAAGUUCAGACAUUUUCAUCAGAAUCGGAGAUUGCUUAAUUAUGAUAAAUUUUCUUCUUUGAUAACUAAUAACUCAGCGGUUAAUAAAACUCUGGAUGUUAUUGUCAGCAAAGCCUGGAAUUCUUAUACUUAUGGAGCGUUUUUGCAUCAGUAUAAAAAAUUUGAGAUGGAAGAUGAUGAUUUUCUAAGUGCUUUUUCUAAAAUUGAAGGUGUUAUUUCUUCAUACAACGAAUUAGAAAGAUAG